Coprinopsis cinerea okayama7#130 is the source of this 2877-nucleotide messenger RNA. RefSeq lists its product as hypothetical. Lineage: Eukaryota; Fungi; Basidiomycota; Agaricomycetes; Agaricales; Psathyrellaceae. The transcript is spliced from 5 exons. The record is from RefSeq and is a predicted model, not a curated record. Bases 1 to 2613 code for a protein of 870 amino acids.
AUGGCCGCUGCAAACUCCCGUAGCAAGGAUAGGGACGUUGCACCUCAUUUGACCCAAAACUCGGGAAGGACUCUUCAGCCUUCAUCGACCACUACAUCGUCGAGACGAAAUGAGCCGAGAGACUCGGCGAAAAGGAAGGUUGCCGAAGCCGGAGAUGAUUGGCGGCGUGGUACGUACUUCCUAGGUACACUCCACUCGCCUGCUAACGAAGCGAUAGGGGGCAGUGACUUCUCUCGGUCAGGUCGUGAGGACCGAUCCGAAACAAGUCGACGAGAUCGGGACGACCGCGAGCGGGCACGUUCACGACCGCGCGACUCCUCAAAGUCUCGGGGAGAGCCAGGCAGAAGGGACCGCGAUCGUGAAGACUCGCGGCGUGACCGUGACGAAGACGAUGAUCCUCGGCAUUGGCGGGACGAUGGUAAAAGAGAUGAACGAAUGGCAGCCCGUCGGGCAAGAGAGCGCCCUCAUGGUGACCAUUGGGAACCUUCCAGUGAUCGUGAACGGCGCUGGCCGACCAACGAUGAUCGCGACUCGAGGUCCAAACGGCCGAAUGGGCGUGAUAGGCGUCCAGGAAACGAGGAGCCUAAGGAACGAGACGAUAGGAAGGACAAGGAGAAGGAGCCGGCCUGGAUGGAUACCUACGUACCUAGCGAGCCGUUGCCUGGAAUCCUUGGUGGAAAGUCUGGCGAUGGCGAGUUGGACGGAAUCCAGGCAUGGAAGAAGGGCAUGAAGGACAAGGAAAAGCAAGACAGGGAGAAGGCCUCUGCAGACCAGACCGCCAAUGGCAAAUCGAAUGAGUCACAGGCGCCUACUGCAGGGGCACAGCAGUUGGACGAGAUCCAGUUGUUCAGACUUAUGAUGCAGAAGGAGAAAGAGAAACGGGACACAGAACAACAGGGCGCAACCCCCUUGAAUUCGUCAACUGGUGGCUUGUCAAGUCCUGCACACGCUGUGUCUGCUGGCAUGGGUGGGGACACGUCUCGUCCCACUGACCAACCUACAGUGGACACAGUUCCUGCUGCGGUUGACACAGGGCGGCAAGGGUCAACUUCGUUAGAGGAUCAAGCGAAGACGCAGCCUGUGGGGGCCGUGCCACGUGUUGCGAGUACGGCGAGUCUUGAUAAUACAUCUGACUCCCAGUUUAUUCCUCCGCCUGGCUCUCGUCUCCUUGCUCUGGGCCGUGGACUUGCGAAGACACCCAAUGUCCCUGUCCAGGCACCUGCACCCAUUGAUGCCGGUUCAUUCCAAGGUGUAAUUCCUGGCCGAAACCAACCUUCAAGGGGCGACAGCGGGUUCAGCCCUUUCGAAGAACAGGCUCGAUUGGCGGCUUCUGGCGAUGUCCAACCUCCCGUUAAUUCUUUCAAUCCCGAUUCCCAGCAACGCAUACAAAUGGAUCGAUCUCCCCUGAAUGCCCAGUAUCCAUCCCAUGAAAGCCAGCUGGCUGAUUUGAACUCCAAUGGUCAUAUGACCGGAAAAGGGAGUCGGUUUGCUAAAUUCUUUGACGCAAAGGGCAGAGAGCAAGCACCGCUCAAACCACAGAGCCCUAUCGCAUUUGCUUCGGCUUCUCCGAAUCUGGGCCAGAGACCCGACCAAGGAGGCUAUGCUGGCCCGCCUGGCAAUCACGAAGAGCGUCGAACGGUAGACGACCUCUUUGCAAUGCUGAGCAACUCACAGCCACAUUCGGGAAUGCAUAAUCCCAAUAUGGGUGGACCUUUGGGCCUUCCCCAGCAGAAUGCUGGAUUCAACGGACACCCCAACAUCCCACCUCAUCAGCAUCCUCAUCUAAACCAUAACCGCGUCGAAUCCUUGUAUGACAGUCGACUCGAUGACCGCAACUUUGUCCCCAACGACAUGGUUCCUGGUUUGCGCACGUUCCCGCCCCCUCGUAAUCGCGAACCUUUCGAUCCAGUGGACGAACCUGUCAUUCAACUGCAACGACUAGCUCAGCAACAUCAACAAUUGCAGCAACGCGGGGAGCCGCAAUUCACUGGCCCUGUCAAUGCACUGUUCAAUCAGCAAGCCCACCGUUCGAUACCUGUCCAGCAGCAAUUCAGAGGGAACGGCAACCCUAGUGCAUCGCUCCCUUUGCAGAACUCUCAACGAUUCCCACCUGGCCUCGCCAAUCUCGGCAACCGACCACCUCAUGAACCCUCUCAGUUUAUUGGGCUCCCCGUUGGCGCACCCCUCAACGGCCUUUCGAACAACGGCCCACUUCCUCAACAAUUCAACACCUUCAAUAACACCGCCCAAUUCAACAGUCCUCAAUUCCGAGGCGGCCUCCCUCCUGUCAACCUGCAGGGACUCCAACCAUCCGGCCCACCCCUUCCCUUGGGGAGUAUCGCCCCAAAUAACAUCGACCCACGUCUCUCGAACCAGCAACAUUUCGGAGGUGCAAACAUUGCCGCGAUGGGCGGUCAACGUGGUGUACCAGUUAAUGCUCAGCCGCGACUUGUACCGCAUCCCCAACUAGGUCUCCGCGCACAGCAACAACAGCAGAUUCAUCCUCAGCUACUUGGACAUAUGCACCCUCCGAACCCGCCAUCCCAACAGCACCCUAACCAGCCUGCCCAAGAUCUGAUUGCCUUGCUCAUGGGUGGAUCGCUUCGCGAGUAGAUGCCUGUGUCUCUUCCCAUAUACAUAUCCCUCAACGUUUUUGUCACUUCUUUGUUUCGCGCGGUUAUUUGCAGACCUGUCUAUCCACCCCCUCUUGUAAUUCCUACUGAUUCUAAUCAUAUUUGCAGUACCACUACAAGCGACGAACCACGGCUGUCCACCGUCCUGGCGAAAGCUUGAUGUACUUAUAACAGUGUCUUGUCUGAGGCCCAAUCCAGCCUUAGAAUGUACCAUAUGAGCUUCGUUAUCCAUAACUCGCUUCAU